Molecule: messenger RNA, 1305 nt
Organism: Laccaria bicolor S238N-H82
Lineage: Eukaryota; Fungi; Basidiomycota; Agaricomycetes; Agaricales; Hydnangiaceae
Exons: 7
Coding region: 1-1089 (362 amino acids)
Cellular component (GO): cytoplasm
Source: RefSeq, a predicted model, not a curated record
AUGUCUGCAACCAAAGCCCUUACCAAAAUCCCCCUCCGCCAGUUGGGCAAGAAUGGACCUCAUGUCGCUAAGCUCGGUUUUGGAUGCAUGGGUAUCGGAGCGUUCUAUGGUCAAUCCUCUGCCAGUGAGGAAACUAUCUUGAAGACGUUGACCUACGCCGCCGAUAGAGGAAUGACUUUCUGGGACACAGCCGAUAUCUAUGGUACAUCUGAGGCUACUCUCGGGAAGUGGUUCGAAUCCACUAAACGACGCAAAGAUAUCUUUUUGGCCACCAAAUUCGGCGCUUUCGACCCCACUGGGCCCCCCGAGAAAGGUGUGAUAUCCCAACCGUCCUACGUUCGCAGGGCCUUCCUCCGCUCGCUUUCCCAGCUGAAGACCGACUAUGUCGAUCUCUACUAUCAGCAUCGUGUAGACGCCAAAGUGCCUAUCGAAAUCGUCUUGGAAGCCCUGCGCGAGUUCGUUGAGUCAGGUCAGAUCAAGUAUCUAGGCCUCAGCGAGUGCAGCGUCGAGACUUUGAAAAGAGCCAAGAAUGUCAAGGGACUUGGUGAUAAGAUCAUUGCCGUCCAGAUGGAAUACUCUCCGUUCACAUUGGACAUAGAGCUGCCGUACGUCAGCUUUGCUCAGGAAGCGGAAGCCCUCGGUGUAUCUGUCGUCGCCUACAGCCCCCUCGCUCGUGGUCUGGUCACUGGCCGCUACCGCUCCCGGGCUGACUUUGACGCGGGUGACUUGCGGCUGAUCCUACCUCGCUGGUCCGAAGAAAACUUCCCCAAGAACCUCGAGAUCGUUGACAAGUUGCACCAAAUUGCUGCUAAGAACAACGCUACGCCCCCCCAAGUCACUCUCGCCUGGAUCCUUGCGGAGCACCCCACUUGGAUUCCAAUUCCUGGCUGCCGCACUACCGAGCGCAUCGAGGAAAACGCUCAUGGCGCCGAAGUGGAACUUUCGGCUGAAGCCAUCAGAGAAAUCCGCGAGUUGGUCGACAAGGCCGAGGUCGCCGGAACCCGAAACCGUAGUCUGUCCUGGAUCGCGACCGCAGUGGAGGGCAACUGUCUCCCGCUCGACCAGUGGAAGGGCGAGAAUCAAGCAUGAUGCAUGGUGAUGUAGUCUUCCCGGCGAUAUGUAGCACUUCGAUUGAUCAAGGUCCCGAAUGACGCGCACCUCUUUUAAGUAGCGGACUGCUUUCCAAUUGUAUCAUCCUUUUGGAAAAUGCAACUAUUCCAUUCUGAAAAAAACACCGCCAUUAUUUGUCUGCAGGGUUCAUUUUAUUGCACGUAUCACCAAAAUAUAAAUGUACACCCAGCCCUU